AUGUAUUCAAGUUGUAACCGUCAUCAUUGGGAACUGUUUCAGGCCUCAGAGAACAAAGGCUUCGAUCAAGUUGGUGUGAAUCGUCCAGUUGAAGAUCGAUGGAUGGCAUCCCAUUUUGGUGGAGGUGAUUUAGACUGUCUUAGUCUUUAUGAUUUCAAGCAGUUAGAUACCGAAGAAUCAGCUUAUGGUGGUACAUUAUUUACCGUGGUUGAUGGACAUGGUGGACAUGCUUGUGCACAUGCAGUUAAUUUACUGCAUAGUGAUUAUGUCAUCUGUGGUCUUUUACCUCCUGAGGUAUCUGAAUUUGCUCUACGAAAUCUUCAUCAAAUUCACGAAUCUCAUAGCCCUCGUUCAAUUUGUGAGUUAGCAGUAACAUUAUGGAUGACAUCUGGUGCAGUAGUUACCGGAGAAUCAGAACGCAUAGGGUUUAACUUGAACGCAAACAAGGAUUUUAGAUUUUCUAACUUAAAUUUGCAUUCUAUCUAUAAUCAAACUAAAGUCAGAUGGGGCCCUUGGGGACCGUGGGGCCCUCUUCCGCUCUCUGUGCGGAAUGUGCAUGUUGGACACAUUCGUAAGUUUCUUGAAGAACAGCUAUCUACGUGUGAUGAAAGAGGUGAGUCACAAUUCAUAUUCUUAAGUUCAUGGCUUUCUUUGCUUUAAUUCGUAUCAUAACUAGUUUCUGCUUAUCAGAGAUUACUGACUUAUGAAUUCACAUAGCUAAGUUCCUUUAAAUUCAUCCUUUUUCCAAAGGGUAUUUCGAUCGUAUGUUACUUUGGGUUGAUGUUAUCCGUACCAUUAAAAUCUCAUUUUACUGAAAUCUGGACUUUUUAAGUAUAA
Heterobilharzia americana is the source of this 837-nucleotide messenger RNA. The record is from the annotation of a GenBank genome assembly. Lineage: Eukaryota; Metazoa; Platyhelminthes; Trematoda; Strigeidida; Schistosomatidae.